AUGUCGAAGGAAUGCGGCAUAAAUGGAUGCACUUUCAAGCAUCAUCCCCUGUUGCACAAAGAGCUGAGCGUAACGUCUUCAACAGCUAAUAAUGAACAAGCAAACGAAGCACAGGCGUGCAACACUCAUCAGGGAGGAUCCAGUGCCAUCCUCUUUCGCUAUGUUCCGGUUGUAGUAUACGGUGAUGGUAACAGUGUACAUUGUUAUGCAUUCUUGGACGACGGAUCCUCGUUAACGCUAAUGGACCAAGACCUAGCUGAGGAGCUGAAUCUUUCAGGAGAGCCCAAUCCGCUAUGUCUCAAAUGGACAGGAGGUACACACCGUUCGGAAAACAACUCACAUAAGGUAGCGUUGGAUAUUUCUGGUCUUAAGGGUAAGCGUUUUCACUUUGAGAAUGUUCGAACAGUUAGUGAGCUUCAGCUACCACCUCAAUCACUCGAUGUUAAACAGCUUCAAUCUGAAUACCGUCAUCUUAGAGGUGUCCCUGCGCAAUCGUACCGAGACGUCCGCCCACGCCUGCUAAUCGGCGUUCAGCAUGCCUACGCGACACUCGUGCGAAAAAGCCGAGAAGGGAGGGUUGGUCAACCUAUUGCAAUAAACACCAAUCUUGGAUGGACUAUAUAUGGUGGAGCCCCAAACGGUCAAUCGAUGAGCAUGCUACACUACGCAUAUCAUGUCAAACAAUGCAAUCAUGAUGAUGUUGAUAAGAUCAACGACAAUAUGGAACGUGCGUUAAAAGAUUUUUUUGCUAUUGAGAGCUUAGGUGUUACUUCCUCUAAUAAGGAAAUCCGCUCUCAAGAUGAUGAACGGGCCAUUCAGCUUCUACAUGAUCUCACUCAGUUCAAUGGAAAGAGAUACGAAACAGGUUUAUUGUGGAGAAACAAUAAUGUAAAAUUGCCGGACAGCAAACCAAUGGCUUUAAAGCGAAUGUAUAGCAUGCAACGGCGCAUGGAAAAGGACCCAGACUUGGCGCGAAUUCUGGACGAAAAGCUGGCGGAUUAUCUAAAUAAGGGCUAUAUACGCAAACUUACCACCGCGGAGCUGGAGGAAAACCACAAACGUGUUUGGUACUUACCUGUAUUUCCAGUGACUAAUCCAAAUAAACCAGGCAAGUUCCGCGAGCAUAGUUUCGCAAUAUGCGGUGACAUUCGCGAAAUGUUCCACCAAGUUAAAAUUCGUAAUGAAGACCAGCACAGUCAGCGCUUCUUAUGGUGGGACAGCGAGGAUAGGAAAAAACUCAAUACCUAUGCGAUGCAGGUGAUGACGUUUGGGGCAUGCUGCUCACCCGCGAGCGCGCAAUUUAUAAAGAACCUGAACGCAGAGCGUUUCAGUGAAGAUCUGCCAGCCGCUGCGAAAACGAUAGUACAAUGUACGUACGUUGAUGAUAUGUUGUGUAGUGAGGAAACGGAAGAAAAGGUCAUCGAAUUGGCGAAAUCAGUCCGAUUUAUCCACGAGCAAGGCGGCUUCGAAAUCCGUAAUUGGACAUCAAAUUCGAGGUCAGUUCUGGCUGCACUUAAGAGUGAGACGUGUUUAUCAAAAAACCUCGAUCUAUCAUCUAGUCUGGCAACUGAAAAGGUUUUAGGCCUCUGGUGGUGUACCGAUUCAGAUUGCUUCACCUUUAGAAUAAAUUGCAGCAGAUUAGGAGAAGAUCUACUAAAGGCAAAGCGGCGUCCCACGAAACGGGAGGUUCUGCGAACUAUGAUGUCUAUAUAUGACCCGCUAGGUCUUGCAGCACAUUAUCUCAUGUAUCUCAAAAUGCUUUUCCAAGAGAUCUGGCGAUCUGGUGCUAGUUGGGACGACGAGAUCAAUCAGCAAUGCUUUGAAAAAUGGCAGACAUGGCCUAAGCUUCUACCCGAAAUAGAGAAUUUAAAGAUUCCACGAUGCUACAGACUCCGAACGUCAGCUGGUCAAGAAACGGAAAUUCAGUUGCAUACAUUCGUCGAUGCCGGUGAGAAUGGUAUGGCAGCCGCUGUAUAUCUUCGCUAUGCAGAGAAAGGGAAGGUCGAAUGCUCACUUGUUGGCGCGAGAACCCGCGUAGCACCGCUCAAAUAUCUCACCAUCCCAAGACUGGAGCUUCAGGCGGCGUGGAACGUGGCGGAUGAGGGAACAAAAUGGCAAAGUCGUCUAGUACUAACGAGUGACAGCAAAUGGUAUAAAGGACCUGACUUUUUCUAUCAACGCGAGGAAGAAUGGCCAGUGACACCGGACAAAAUGGUUGAACCUAUGGAUGAACUACGAGCGAAUAUUCACGUGCACACCGAGACUCAGAGGAUGGCAGUUCCGAUUAACAACUUUCAAAGUCUGAGAGGUAUGGUCCGAGCAACUGCACUCGCCAUUCGGUUUCUGAGGAACGCUCGUCCGAAAUGCUUCACUCGAAUUAGUGGUGGUCUAACCAGUGAAGAAAUCCGCAAUGCUGAGGUUUUCCAUUUCCAUGCUGCGCAACAGGACGCCUUCCGAGAAGAGCUUUCUGUUCUAAUGAAAAACGAUCCCAGGCUAUUACUUCCCAAACGAAGCCCGCUUUAUAAACUUAAUCCCUUUGUCGAUGAGCAUGGAUUGAUUCGUAUGCGAGGCAGAACCGGACUGUGCGAGUUUCUACCUCGGGAUGCUGUAAAUCCCAUAAUACUUCCUCGAGAACAUCCUGUCACACACCUUGUUGUCAAAAGCUACCACGAAAAGUUUCACCAUCGAAAUCAUGAAUCGGUCAUUAAUGAGAUCCGACAGAGAUUCUGCAUCAGUCGAUUACGCAGAGUAUAUGCGAAAAUAAGAUUCGACUGCCUACACUGCAAGCUGCGAGAUGCUCGCCCACGCCCUCCACAAAUGGCUGAUCUGCCUCGCUGUCGUUUAGCAGCGUUCGUUCGUCCGUUCACUCACACCGGGGUAGAUUACUUUGGUCCUAUGGAAGUUGCAAUUGGGAGGAGGGUUGAGAAGAGAUGGGGAGUUCUUUUUACAUGCCUAUCUAUCCGUGCUGUUCAUAUUGAAGUAGCUAGCUCACUUACCACAAACUCUUGCAUAAUGGCAAUAAGAAAUUUCAUUGCACGCCGAGGAACUCCAGCCAUAUUCUAUAGUGACCGGGGAACAAACUUUAUUGGUUCGGACCGCGAACUGAAGCAGGCAUUAGAAAAGGUUGAUCAACAUAAAAUGGCCCAAGAGUUUGUGUCCUCGGAGACAUCCUGGCGCUUCAAUCCUCCAGCAGCUCCCCAUAUGGGAGGGAGCUGGGAGCGACUUAUACAGUAUGUCAAGCGAACUUUAUCUGAGCUACACCUGUCUCCCCGCCCAAGUGAUGAAGGGCUCAGAAACGCGUUGAUCGAAGUAGAGGGUAUCUUGAAUGCCCGACCACUCACUCACGUACCCAUAGAAGACGAAGCCAGUCCAGCUCUCACUCCAAACCAUUGGCUUCUGGGAAGCUCAGAUGGGGCCAAGCCAUGGUCACUUCUCGAUGAGAACUCUAUUGCUUUGAGACGUGGUUGGCAUUUGUCCCAAAAAUUCGCAAACCAAUUUUGGACCAGGUGGCUUCUAGAAUACCUCCCAGAAAUUACCAGGCGCUCGAAAUGGCAUCGAAGGGUUCGGCCAAUCGCUGAAGGAGACAUCGUUCUAAUCGUCGAUCCAAACUCCCCAAGGAACUGCUGGCCAAAGGGGCGGGUCAUUGGUACAGUGAAUCGCGAUGGACAGGUACGGACUGUGACCAUUAAAACGUCAACUGGUAUAUACGAGAGACCAGCUGUGAAGGUGGCAGUGCUUAACAUAGAGCACGAGACAAAAUUAGCUGACUCAGAGGCGGAGUCAGCGAACUAG
This is a messenger RNA of Wyeomyia smithii (pitcher-plant mosquito), 3792 nucleotides long. RefSeq lists its product as uncharacterized. Gene Ontology annotation, molecular function: nucleic acid binding. Bases 1 to 3792 code for a protein of 1263 amino acids. The transcript is spliced from 3 exons. The record is from RefSeq and is a predicted model, not a curated record. Lineage: Eukaryota; Metazoa; Arthropoda; Insecta; Diptera; Culicidae. Gene Ontology annotation, biological process: DNA integration.